This is a messenger RNA of Vicia villosa (hairy vetch), 1740 nucleotides long. Its product is annotated as flavonoid 3',5'-methyltransferase-like. NCBI's taxonomy places the organism in Eukaryota, Viridiplantae, Streptophyta, Magnoliopsida, Fabales, Fabaceae. Gene Ontology annotation, molecular function: O-methyltransferase activity; S-adenosylmethionine-dependent methyltransferase activity. The transcript is spliced from 5 exons. The record is from RefSeq and is a predicted model, not a curated record. Bases 108 to 797 code for a protein of 229 amino acids.
AAUACUUCUUCCCUUAUUAAUUUUAUAUAACAAUUUAAUCAUCAUAGAUAAAGACAGGAGACUCACUUCAUCAACCGAUCAAUUCCAGUUUGCGCUGACCUUCAACCAUGGCCAAGAACAUCCUCAAAACUCCAGCACUUCUUCAGUACAUCCUUGAAACAAGUUCAUAUCCAAAAGAGCAUGAACAAUUGAAGCAACUUAGAGAGACGACAAUUCAGAAAUACGGCAAUCUGAGUGUAAUGAAUGUGCCUUUGGAUGAAGCACAAUUCAUAUCUAUGCUUCUGAAAAUCAUGAAUGCUAGCAAAACUUUAGAAAUUGGAGUCUUCACUGGUUAUUCUCUUCUUACUACAGCUCUUGCUCUUCCUCCUAACGGCAAGGUAAUUGGAAUUGAUAUGGAUCGAGAAGCGUACAAGACGGGAUUGCCCUUCAUUCAGAAGGCAGAAGUCGAGCACAAAAUUGAUUUUAUUCACACUGAUGCAUUAUCAGGCCUCAACGGCCUUAUUGAUGGCAAACAUGAAGAGUCGUUUGAUUAUGCGUUUGUGGAUGCUGACAAGGAGAACUUCACAAAGUAUCACGAGGUGUUACUGAAAUUGGUAAGAAAGGGUGGAAUAAUUGCAUAUGACAAUACAUUAUGGUCUGGUUCCGUGGCGAUGUCUGAGGAUGAUGAAAUGGACGAUAUCACAAAGCGAAAAAGAAAAGUUGCAAUUGAAUUCAACAACUAUAUUGCAAAUGAUACUCGCGUUGAGUCAACAAUCCUUUCUAUCGGGGAUGGUGUAAGUCUCUGCCGAGUUCUGUAAUAUCCAUCAAAGGAAGAAAGAAAUAAAAGCAGCAAUGUCGAUGGUUGGUUCGCAUUUUAACGGAAAGAUGUAUCUUAUUGAAACUAUGUAAUCAUGAUCAUAUACAUAGUUGUUUUCAAAUGUUCGAUUUUUGGAUUUCGCCUAAAGUGUUAUUGUUGACAUUUAGUGAUACAUCGGGAGCAAAAGUUGCGAUCUUCUUGUCAUGCUCCUUCUGUAUGCAAGAUAAAGCCGAGUUAUUGGCAAUGUGAAAUGAAUCACAUUUAACAGUGUCUAUUGCAGAAGCUAUUUCAUUCAUAUUAUGCAUUUUUCUCGCUUCUUUGCUUUUACCCCAUAAUAACAUGUACAAUCCACAAACAAUCAACGCGGCUCCUGUUAGACUGCACAAUACGAUUGAUAACAAACCGUCGAGAUCAGUAGCUAACUGUGUCACAUAUUUACUGCAAUGAAUAUGUUUCUGAAAUCUGAUUGCUUAGUUUACCUUCCGACCGUAAUGUACUCGUUCAAUACGAACGACGAAAUGAAAGCCACGAGAACAAGCAUUAGAGGAUUAAAAGCAGACACAUACAAGGGUCCUUUCAUGCCCACACACCAAGCCAACAGAACAAAGCACACUCCUGAGGCCAAUAUACCCUACAAAACAAAGACCAACAACAAUUGAAUACCACAACUUUGAUACUACAUGUUUGGUAUCACGGUGAAUUUACCAAAAACGCUAUAAUUCUGAUAAAAUUACCGUCAUACCAAACAUGUACUAAUGUAUGUUAUGAAUCUUCGUACCGUGGAUGCUGCUGUCAAAAGCCUCAAAUUCCAAUCAAGCUUCCAUUGGCUCCAAUCUCUCUCGGUACAAACAGCAAAUAUAAAAGACUGGAUUGUGCCCAUUAUAGAGGUUAAAGCCGCAAUUGAAUAAUGCCACGGAAAAUUCUCACUCAUCUUCGACUGCGUU